AAAUUAGUUAGAAUACUUUGACUUUAUCUUCCUGAUUAACAGUCAACAUAUCUGUUAUGUCGUAGCACGGGGAGGGUUGCGGUUUUAAUCCUAGUCUGGUGACGUUAUAUCGGAUAUAUACUACUAUAUAGCUAUGGAGGGUCGUGAUGUAUCACGCGAACCAUGUCCAGAUCGCAUAGUUGAGGAUAUGGGCGGCGCUUUUGGUAUGGGAUGCGUUGGUGGAUUCCUUUGGCACUUCGUUAAGGGUGCUAGAAACGCCCCUCGUGGUAUCAUAAUGCAGAAUGCAUUCUAUAAUGCACGAUCACGCGCACCUGUGCUUGGUGGCAACUUCGCAGUUUGGGGUGGAACCUUUUCAACCUUUGACUGUACCUUCCAGUACCUUAGGGGCAAAGAGGACCACUGGAACGCUAUCGCAAGUGGUUUCGCCACUGGAGGCACUCUUGCAUUACGAGGUGGUAUGGGUCAUGCCGCCCGUAAUGCCGUUAUCGGCGGGCUUUUAUUAAGCAUCAUUGAAGUGGUCUCUGUUGUAGUCAACAGAAGAAUGACCCCAACCCCAAGACAGCAAUUUGAGCGUCAGAUGGAAUAUGAACGACAGCUAAAGGAUGGCAAUGUGGCUACCACAUGAGUAUCACCAGCACUGAGUGUUACCGAUAAUCGCUACUUCAUGUACCUGGAC
Molecule: messenger RNA, 676 nt
Organism: Babesia bovis T2Bo
Lineage: Eukaryota; Apicomplexa; Aconoidasida; Piroplasmida; Babesiidae
Product: putative mitochondrial import inner membrane translocase subunit Tim17
Exons: 3
Coding region: 134-625 (163 amino acids)
Biological process (GO): protein import into mitochondrial matrix
Cellular component (GO): TIM23 mitochondrial import inner membrane translocase complex; mitochondrial inner membrane
Molecular function (GO): transmembrane protein transporter activity
Source: RefSeq, a predicted model, not a curated record